GUGUUCCCAGGGGGGCGUUACCCGACGGGCCAGUGGGGUGGGGUCUAGCCGAGUUGUGGGCGGUGCUCUGUACAGAGUAGGCGUGGAUUUUAGAGUGAGCUUGUGGAGGCGUCUGCAUUUGCGAGGCAGCCGAGCUGAGGACUGUGUGUGAGACCAGGGGCUGAGAUGUGCGGCAGUCAUACAGAUCUGAUGUCUUUAUAACGGGAAGCCCCAGAUGGGACACCACAGCACUAUGGCGGAUUAUGGGUCAUAUUGGUUACCAUUACUACUUUGUGUGUUUCUGCUCCCACUGGUUACAGUGGCAACUUCAGAAGAGACAAGUGACCACACCUCAAACAACAACACACAACCUCUGCUUGACUCACUGCCGGUGGUAACAUUAAGGGUAGAUCAUAUUAUUGUGAAGGAGGGAAAUGGUGCAUUAAUCAGAUGCAACAUAGAAGGAUAUCCAGACCCUCAUUUUCAAUGGUACAACUCCAAUGGGCAUUUACUAAAGGAAGAAAAUGAUGGAAAGCUGUGGAUUCUUGAAAAUGGACUUUUAAAUAUCACAAGUGUAUCGUUCAAUGACAGAGGAAAAUACACAUGCGCUGCUACAAAUUCCCAUGGAAGUGUCAAUAAUACAGUUACUCUGAGAGUGAUAUUCACCUCUGAUAAUAUGGGCAUAUAUUACGUGAUCGUCUGCCUUGUCGCCUUUACCGUUGUGAUGGUCCUGAACAUCACCAGGCUCUGUAUGAUGAGCAGCCAUCUCAAGAAAACUGAGAAGGCUAUAAAUGAAUUCUUCCGGACAGAAGGAGCUGAGAAAUUGCAAAAGGCAUUCGAGAUUGCAAAGAGGAUUCCUAUUAUUACAUCUGCCAAAACACUUGAACUUGCCAAAGUCACACAGUUUAAGACCAUGGAGUUUGCCCGGUACAUUGAGGAACUUGCCAGAAGUGUUCCCCUACCACCUCUUAUCAUAAAUUGCAGAACUAUUAUGGAAGAGAUCAUGGAGGUUGUGGGUUUGGAAGAACCCGGACAUACAUUUGUAAGGCAGGGGGCAGUUGGCCAAGACGUUGGUGAGGAAGACGACGUCUUUACCAUCCCUAAUUCUUUGCAAAGGAGUGAGUCCCCAACAGCAGAUUCAGACGCAUCAUCUCUUCAUGAGCCUUCUUGCCAAAUUGCCAUAACAGUCUCUGUACACCCGCUGGCCAAGAAACAGUGUUUAGACACCCAGUCUCAGGACAGUGCACAGACCAACUUGAAAGAAGAAGAAGAAGGUGUGUCGAAAACAUUUGCACAGACUAGUGAAACAGAUCCGCCUCCAUCAGAUGCCACUAACACGUGCAUCGUUUAUGAAAGCCAUGUUUAAGCUUACUCAGUAAUCUAUGCAUAUCACUGAAGACACUCCAAGCACCUUAGUGAGAGGAUAAUUGAAAUCUUCCAUUUAGCCUUUCUAGAAGAAUGUACCAUCUCUUAACAGCUCAGUAGCCAUGCUAAACCUCAAGGGUAAUAAUAUAAUCAAAGUAACUCAGCAUAAUAGUUCUCACCUUUACUCCUUCUGCAAAGUAUCAGAAGUGGACUGCAAAGAGUAACUAGCAUGCUUACAUUCAUGCAGAACUCCUCAAGCUGUGGCCAUUCAAACAGAAAAAUAAUAAUAGGCUCAUACAAGUCUAUGAUUAAAGGAGAAGGAAAGUCAUUUGCCACUGGGUGCCAAAUGUGGGGCAUCCCCAAGUAAUUGUAUUUACUUACCUGACACCCCAGGCUGGUGCUCCUAUCAGCAGAAAACUCCACCGGCUUGGGAUUCUUCCAGUAAGCAUAACAGAGCAAUCCUCUUCCGGCUUCUUCUUUCUUCAAAUUUCCCGGGACAGACGCAUGUGCAGUAGAACAAAAUAGUCGGCUUUUCCGUUAAAGUUCAGCUUUCCGUUCU
Molecule: messenger RNA, 1903 nt
Organism: Xenopus laevis (African clawed frog)
Lineage: Eukaryota; Metazoa; Chordata; Amphibia; Anura; Pipidae
Gene: mfap3l.L
Product: microfibril associated protein 3 like L homeolog
Exons: 3
Coding region: 215-1345 (376 amino acids)
Source: RefSeq, a predicted model, not a curated record